CGCGAAAUUGGAGACGACCAAGAAUCACCGUUGUCUGGUCUAUGUCACCCCAACCAAUACCGCCGAGGGAGGGAAGUAGAGCAAGCCCACUCGUAUUUCGGCCAAAUAUAGCCGAAAAUCCUUCGCUCACGUCUCUGUGGCUGGUGGAAUAGCUCCUGGGAUUAGAUAUAACUCCGGCUCAAUCAUUCCCUGGAAGCGCCUUUCGUUGAUCACGGUUAACAUUAUCACCUUACCUUCGCCAACUACUUGCGUCGUUUACGAUUUCGAGAGACUAGUGCUACAGGCGCAUACUAUUCCCCAAAACCGCCGAAAACUUGAAACAGAUUUCACGGCCCGUCAAUCACCUUCAUAAUGUAUACCAACACCAUAUUAAGCGUCUUGGCCAUGGCAGCGACCGUUGUGACAGCAAGCCCGGUCGAAGUUCGCCAGCAGACCUCAACCAUCAACCCCUUUCCGCUGACCAUCUCGCAACUUGCAUACAGCCAUGGCCAUCAGAUAGUGGCACUCACGCCGACCAGGACGACUCUGGGCGACUCAUGCAAUACCAACGUGAACGCGACGAGGACUGCAGUCGUGCAGGCGCAGAAUAGCGGCUUCUCGUCGAACCCGCUGUGCGGACACGAAUUCUCGCUUGAGGGUGUGACAGGCCUUACGUUGUUGUGCGCCGACAGUGCCGAGCACGGCGAGGCUGCGUCGCAGGUCACGGCUGUGGCCACCAACGGCGAGCAGACACACGAGUGCGUGGCGCUGCCGCUCAACGUCUACCCCUUUUCAUGUGGCGUUGGUUCUUCGAUCUGGCAGCUCUAUAGCUGCCAGUGAGGCAGUGCAAUUUAAACGGUUAGGUGCCGGUACGAGAGGUUUUCUAUGUGACUCGAAGACAUGUACACAUUAUUCGAUAUUCGUUCACUAUAAGCCGCGACUAAAAGGAAUACGGUGGCUCUGUACGGAGAAGCGAGUUGGAGGAUGCUGCUUCUAACAUAAUAAGCCCAAAAAAUAUUAGAGCGUUUCAAGCAUUCCUUGCACCCAGUCAUUCAACGGGACAUCUGACUAAGAAAUCGAUUUAUACUUCAACGGAGUUAUAGGCAGGGUGAGUGAGUUCGGAUGCCUCGGACUUCUGAGGCUUUUACCCUGGGUAUGCCAGUGAUUGAUACUGGGAUGUCGUCCUUCUUGUCUCUACAGUACCUGGGUAGUCAACGAACCCCUUCCCAGGGCCAUCUAGGCACUUGGAGCUGCUGAUUCCUCUACCAAGC
Molecule: messenger RNA, 1250 nt
Organism: Diaporthe batatas
Lineage: Eukaryota; Fungi; Ascomycota; Sordariomycetes; Diaporthales; Diaporthaceae
Exons: 2
Coding region: 352-819 (155 amino acids)
Source: RefSeq, a predicted model, not a curated record